CUACAACGUGUUUUUAUCGCUGGCUGUCCAGACGGAAGGUGCUGAAACGCUUUGUCGCGUGUCUGGAAGAAGUGAAAACUUUCCUGGGCAGCAAAGGGCUCACCUUUCCUGAGCUGGAACAGCCAGAGUGGCUGGAAAAGCUACACUUCAUGGUAGACAUGACAGCGCACCUGAACAUGCUGAACACAGCUCUUCAGGGGAAAGGACGUACAGCCCUGCACAUGUCGGAGGAUGUCUUGGCAUUCGAGCGCAAGUUGACAGUGCUUGCCAGAGAUUUACAGAAAGGCACUUUGUCUCACUUCCCCAAUUUGAGAGAGUUCAAACAAGGUCACGACAUGAUAAUUUCGGAGUAUUUACAUUCUGCAAUCAUCGCAAUGCAAACAUCGUUUGGGAAACGCUUCUGUGAGUUCAGAGAGGAAAAAAACACAUUAUCCUUCCCGGUCACUCCCCUAAGCAUCGAUCCAUCCCUACUGAAUACGACUGCAUUGUCAGGUGUGAGUCAACCUGAUCUUGAGAUGGAACUGGCCGACAUAGCCGACAAAGACAUAUGGGUGUCCAAGUUUAGACGCUUGACAGCAGACCUUGAAGAUGUUGCCCGUCAGAAGGCCGUUCUUGCUCAGAAACACAAAUGGAGUGAUAUUGAAAACCUCACAGAUGACAGCUUGCGAUCCUGUGUAAAGAUGAAGGUGACAUCAUACAGCCCUGAUGUGCAGACGCUGUGCGCUGAGGUCCAGGAGCAGAAAUCCCAUUAACCAAGAUGACAGCUGGCUGACGUUAUUUUUGGUUUGCUGCUGGCGGAAAAUUUAAGUUCGGCGUUUUUCAUAAAUACAAGAAGGACUCAAAUAGACAUUGAGUAUUUUACUUAAAAGUAACUUUCAACCC
Messenger RNA from Hypanus sabinus (Atlantic stingray), 882 nucleotides. RefSeq lists its product as uncharacterized. NCBI's taxonomy places the organism in Eukaryota, Metazoa, Chordata, Chondrichthyes, Myliobatiformes, Dasyatidae. The coding region runs from base 150 to 752 and encodes 200 amino acids. The transcript is spliced from 2 exons. The record is from RefSeq and is a predicted model, not a curated record.